AUGGAACCUCCAACGUAUCCAGGUAGGCGCCGCGGAAAGUUUUCGUCUCAUGCGCCUCCCGGUUUUGAUGCCCGCUCUCUGCCCCGAACCGCCGCACACGAGCCUCCUUCGGUCCACGAGGAGGCGCCCGCGUCGCCAGCUUCCACGAUUUCUUUUUACUCGGUGGAAGACUCAUCUGAAGAUGAAGAAGAUGCAUCCAGAGCGCCGCACGCCUUGAGCGGUGCGCCUCCGUCCGCGUCUGCUCGCCCGUCGUCUCACGCCUUCGCCGCGGGAACGCGGCAUGCCCUGCGAUCCGCGUCAACAACAUCGAAUGCAGCUGCAGAAGGCCGAGAGAAAACCUCAGGUUUUCGCAGCCCGUCUCGCUGGACGUCGCCCACGGGUGCGCAGAAUAGACGUGGCCUCCGGCCUGCCUUGCAGCUCGAGAAAGGCGCCGUCUCUUCGCCUCCGCCGGCCGGCGCGCCGCAGGCCUUCUCGGCCUCGGCGACGAGACAGGACGCUCGUGGACGAUGGGCGGGCGGCUUGGCAGAGGCCUCAGGUGCGCGCCAGAGUUCGAAGAGUUCCAAGUCCGCUGUGCAUGAGGAGAGGGCAGAAAAGGAAGCUACGCGAGGGGACGGGCGUGCGGCGAGCAGCGGGCUCAGGAGCACGUUUUCUGGCCUGCCAACCGACGCAGGGCGCAAGUCGCCUCUGCAGUCGCGCUUCGCCAAGCCCAUGUCUAAGUCCCCUGGCUGGACGCCGAGCGCGACAGGAGGUGGGGGGUUGAUUGACCUGAUCAGGCACGCGCCUGCGCUGCUUCGCAGGGAGCCCCAGGGCAGCGGCGAAUCCGAGAGACUCGCGGAUGCAGGACGGAGCCACGCGAGCCAAAACGACGGCGACGCAGAUCCGGGUGCUCUUCCCUCGGCCCUGGACACGUCGGCAGACGCCUCACACACUGGAGACUUGCGGCGGGGGUCUCCAGCCAGAGAUCGCCGCGCACGCGCGCCGACAUCCGCCGCUUCAGCGCCCUCUCCUCCGGCGGAUGAGGCGACGAAGGACAGAGGCGAAGACACGCAGUGGCGAGCAGCGAAGAGGAAGACACUCGACGCCUCCACUCAAGCCAAGCCGUGCCUCCCGGUCACGAGGGAGGAAGGCGACCUGCAGGCGGUGCGCAGGUCGCGCUCGCCGAGUGCCUUUCAUCUCUCAGACGAGGGGGCAAUCAUCAUCUCGUCUUCCUCUUCUGCGCGUUCUUCGCCGCGGUCUCCCCUGUCGCCGCUCAACACUCGCGCGCCCUCGCUGCACGUGGCCGCGCCUGUCAAGCUGGAGGUUCACGCGCAGCGCCGCGACAGCUUAUCUCAGAAUAAAGGCGAUUCGCUGCUGCCUGCAGAGGGUCACGACGCGGAGGCGAGUCCGAGGGACAAGCGAGCCAGGCCUGGUCCUCCUGCGUCUCGCGCCAAUAUGGAUUCAACUCCGCAGUCGCAGUCCGCGCCCUCCUCACCCGCGCCGUCUUCGCCUUCGCUCGAAUCCUCUCCCGAAUCUUCUCUGAGCUCUUCGGCUCCGCAUACGGCGGAUCGCCUCGCGGAGGGGGCGGCUGCGCCCUGCGGGUCCUCCGCCCCGGGGCCUGAACACGGCGUGGAGGCCCCUGCCGCGCCGACAGGGGCAGCGACAGGGAGCGAGGUUGGCGGGCUUGCGCGGCCCGCAAGCAGAAGGCGAAAACGCACAGAGAGCGGGCGAAUCGUAGCCACGGAGAAGAGGCCGCGCAUGGAGCCCGCGACUCCUGAAGAAGAGACUGACACAUGGGACAGUACCACACUCGCCCGAAGAGUGAGCGCGCGCGUGCGUCAGCUGCCCUUCUACGGGACAGCAGGGAAGAUCACCAAAGUCGAGCUAAAGGACUUUCUGAAUCACCGACAGCUCACGUGGACGCCCGGAAGUAACUGCAACGUCGUCACAGGCAUGAACGGGAGCGGCAAGUCGGCGCUGGCGCGCGCGAUUCUCUUUUGUUGCGGGGCCGAGGGCGUGGGCUCGGGCGCGGCGUCCUCCGCUUCCUCCGCGGCCGGCGACCGCGUGAAGCUCUACGAGUUCAUUCGGCAGUACUGGACCGACGAGGGUCCGCGGAUGGCAGAGGUGAAAGUCACAUUUUCCAACUUCAGAGACGCCCCGCCUGCGGAGCCCCGCCGCGCGCGGAGGUCUGUGGACCCCGCUAGCGGCACCGAAGCGACCGACGCGCCCGACGUGCUGAACUCUCUCUUCCAGACGAAGCGCGAGAUCUUGCAGGACUCAGACGACGAAACGCAGCCAAGCGCGAGGAGGAACUCCGCCUCGGCGGCCGCCUCGGCAGCAGACACCCCUGCGCCUGCGGAGGCUGCGCAUCGCGCGUAUCAGCCGGACGUGUGGGGCACGACGCUGACAGUAACCCGCCGCGUCUGGAAGAAGCGUGUCGCUUCGUCUCUGAGCAGCCGAGAGGGCGACGGGGAGGCUGCCGAGGGCGAGAAGUGGGCGACCGACCGUUCGGAGUUCUUUCUUAGCGCCGGCCGCGAAGGCACUGUCACGGGGCUGCAGCCGGUCAAGAAGGAGAAGAUUCAGCAGAUUCUGCGGCACUUUGGCCUCGACUUCACCAACCCCGCGGUCUACCUGACGCAGGAGAAAAGCAAGACGCUGCUCGUCUCCGCGAAAGAGGAGGAACUCUAUGCCUUCUUUACCGAGGUCACCGGCCUUGACGAGGCGUGCUCGGAGCUGCGCGCGUUGACGGCGAAGCUGUAUGAGACGGAGACGGAGUUGGCGAAGUACACAAGCAGUCUGGGGCCCUUCCAAGACCGCGUGGAAGUCUGGCGGCGGGCGCAGGCCGAGCUGCGCCACCUGGACAAGCAGGAGGAGGCACUCGCGCGGCUCUCUGCGCUCCUGCUGCUGCUGCAGCUGCGCGAACGACGUGAGGAGGAAGCGAGGCGCGCCGCCGCGCUCACGGCUCUCGAGCGGGAGGCUGCGGAAGAACGCGAGAAAGAGAUCGCCGCCAGCGAACACUUGGCGGCUAUCGGCGGCCGGCGGACUGCAGAGGAGCGUAAGAGACAGCAGGAGGAACUGGAACGCGUCACCGAAGACCUGCAGACCUGCGUGGCGGCGCAGCGCGAGCUCCGGCAAGACGCCAAGCGCGCCGCGCGUGAGAAGCUGGGAAAGGACAAGGCGAAGGAACAUGAGGAAAUGCUCCAGCGGCAGGCGCAGCAAAGGCUCCAAACUGCUGAAGAGACCAACGCGGCGCGACGCGCUCAGUUCGCCGCUGCGGCCGCCGAGCGAACCGCCGCAGACCUUCAGCGGCACUUGGCGCUCGUCGCCGACCGCCAGAAGCAGCAGGACGACGCUGUCGCGACUCACGAGGCUCACAAAGCAGCUAUCUCGGCGCUUCAGCGCGAGCUGGAGGCGAAGCUGUCUGUGCGCGAAGAGGCGGAGGUAAGUGUGCUGCGGCAGGAGGACAGCUGCCGGCUGGCGAAAGACUUCCUGCGGCAGACGCACGAAGAGCGCGCAGAGGGUCAGCGCCAGCGGCGCCUGGGCGGGGAGCAGCGCCUCGCUCACAUGCAGCGGCGCCGAGCGACGUGGCUUGCGCGGAAGGCCGCGCGGGAGGAAGAGCGGAAGAAGCGACGCGAGGCGGAGGCGGCGCAGGCGGCUGCCGGUGCGUCGCGCCGCUCCGAGCGCUCGACGGCUGCGCGGGACGACACGGCGGAGGCGCCGGAGGCCGCCCUCGCGCCCUCUUGCCCCUGGGGGUGGCGCAGUGAUCUCUACACGCCUCCUUCUUCUAACGCGGCGUUUUCUUCCGCUUCGCGUGGCGGGGCGCCGCCGCUGAACCUGGACGCCGUCCACGCGGAGCUCGGCGAGCUUGUGCGCAAGAAUGCUCUCGACGCCUUCCCGCUGGGGCCCGUGGGCGAGUUUCUCUUCGUGCUGCGCGAGGCGUGCGAGGCGGCUGGCGCGCCGCAGCAGUCGAUCUUGGCGCUCGUCGAGCGACACCUGCGGCCGCAGCUCCACACCUGGGUGGUCGCCUCCAAGCGCGACCAGCGCGUGCUUUCUGAGUUCUUCCGCGGGAAGCAGCUCGCGCGCAUUCCGCGCAUCGUCGCGGUUAACCCUGACGCUCCCCCGUAUCCUGACCGGCUUCUGCGGGGCCCCAGCGGAUCGGUCUUCACGGUCUACAAGGCCCUCUGUGCCCCUGCCCCCCAGGCCCCCGAGAGGCCCGCAGACGGGCGUGGACCGGAGAUGCCCGCCGCGAGCCCUCCUGCGGCGUUCUCGCCGUCUCUGCGCCUCGUGAAUCGGCGGCGCAGCGCAGCGGGCGCCGCGCCGGAGGCCGCCAGCACCGGCGCUGCGUUUUCUGCCUUCCGGUCGUCGCGCGGCGGACGCCUGCCGCAUCAGGUGCUUCGCUUCCUCGUCGACGUCUGCCGCAUCGAGUCGGUGGCGCUCGUGCCUUCGCACCGCUGCCUCGCGGCGCUGCUGCUGCAGGCCGCCAGCCGCCCGGAGAGCCGCGACGCCGACGAGCUGUACACGGGCGCGGAGAAGGCGCACUUCAAAGAGGGAUACGACUGGUCUGGCGGCCGGCACCUGAAGCGCUCCUUCGCUGGCGCCGAGGCGAUGCCCGGACCCGCCGGUCCGCAGGGGAGCGCGGGGCCCCAGGCCCGCUUCGUGCGGCUCGUCGCCGCGGAGGGCGGUCGGGGAGCGGGCGCGCGACUUGCCAGCGCCGUGGAGGAAGACGACAGCGCAGAGGAAGCGGCGCAGGAAGAGGAACUCCGGCGUCUGGUCAGAGAAAACGAAGAAAUCAGGAGGCAAGACGCGCGCACGGAGCGCGAAGAGGAGGAGGCGAUUCGCGAGGCGGAGACCAAGCUGGAAGAAGCGAAGAAGGAGCUCGAGCGAAGAAAAGAAGAGGCGAAGGCGCUGCUGGAGGACUCAGCAGCAGUCGACGAAUUGCGGAGCAAAAAACAGGCCAUGGUCGCGGAAGAAGUGCGGCUUGCCCAGACGGUCUCCUCGGCGCGCGAGGCACUGGCGGACGCGGAGCAGGAGCUCGGAGAGAUUCGCAUGAUCAGUGAGCAGCUGCAGCGGGCCGCGGAGAGCGCGACGCAGGCUGUGCAGGCGGAAGUGGAGCGCCAGCUCGCGCUGCUCCGGCAGACGGUUGAGGAGAAGAAAACUCGCGUCGCGCAGCUGGCGCAGGAGGCGCAGGCGCUCGAGGCGCAGGCCGCGGAGCUCGACCAACGAGCCGAGGAGAAGGAGCGCGAAAUCGAGGCCCUGGAGCAAAGGAAAACCGAGCUCGAGAAGAAAAGGCGGAAUUUGCAGGCUGCGCGCGAGGAAGGCGAGCGGCGUUUAGCGGCGCAUGCGCAGACGCGCGAAGAGAAGGAAAUGCAGGUCCAGGCUGCCCAAAAGGAGCUCGCGAAGUGCCGCGCUCAGCUGGAAGUUUUCUUGCAGGAGCACUUCCAAGGCAAAGAAAUCCCCGCGAAGCUUCCGGAGGGCGAGGCGCACCAGUGUGCGGCGGAGGCGGAGGGCCUUCGAAGAGACAUUUUCGCCAGGCGUAGCAGAAUGAAGUUCGAUCCACGUAUCGUCGAGGCGAAGCUUCAUGAGGCGGAACUCGCCUACGAGAUGAAACUGGAGCAGAUGCGCAGCGCGCGAGAAACCUUCGAGGUCUGCCGCCGGCGUCUCAUCAUCCGGAAGAAUAAAUACACUAAGGGCCUCAACGCGGUCACCUCGGAGGUUGUCGCUUCGUUUGAAAAUCACCUCGCGGGGGUCAUCCGCCGGCGCGCGCGGAUGCGGGUCGAUCACGAGGCGCGGGCGGUUCGAAUCGAGACCAGCGACGAGUCUCGGCAGGCGCACACGCACACGAAGACGCUCUCUGGAGGCGAAAAGUCCGCAGUCCAGCUCGCCUUUCUCAUCGCGCUCGCGCGGCGCAGCAGCAGCCCGCUGCACAUCUUCGAUGAAGUGGACGUCUUCAUGGACGAGAACAAUCGGAUCAAAAACUUCAACUUGCUUCUUCAGUUUGGCCUCGAGUCCGAACCCGACAAGCAACUCUUCCUCAUCACGCCUCACAGCGAGAUCUCUCAGUUCAUCCACGAUAACUACGAAGAGAAGGAUGUCUUCGUGCAAACGGUUGCGAAGGUCGCCUCGGCGUGA
Besnoitia besnoiti is the source of this 6105-nucleotide messenger RNA. RefSeq names its product RecF/RecN/SMC N terminal domain-containing protein. Gene Ontology annotation, cellular component: nucleus; Smc5-Smc6 complex; site of double-strand break. The transcript is spliced from 15 exons. Gene Ontology annotation, biological process: double-strand break repair via homologous recombination. Bases 1 to 6105 code for a protein of 2034 amino acids. NCBI's taxonomy places the organism in Eukaryota, Apicomplexa, Conoidasida, Eucoccidiorida, Sarcocystidae. The record is from RefSeq and is a predicted model, not a curated record. Gene Ontology annotation, molecular function: damaged DNA binding; single-stranded DNA binding.